ACUUUGCCUUGUGUUUUCCACCCGGAAAGAAUGUUGUGGCUGCUCUUUUUUCUGGUGACUGCUAUUCAUGCUGAACUCUGUCAACCAGGUGCAGAAAAUGCUUUUAAAGUGAGACUUAGUAUCAGAACAGCUCUGGGAGAUAAAGCAUAUGCCUGGGAUACCAAUGAAGAAUAUCUCUUCAAAGCGAUGGUAGCUUUCUCCAUGAGAAAAGUUCCCAACAGAGAAGCAACAGAAAUUUCCCAUGUCCUACUUUGCAAUGUAACCCAGAGGGUAUCAUUCUGGUUUGUGGUUACAGACCCUUCAAAAAAUCACACCCUUCCUGCUGUUGAGGUGCAGUCAGCCAUAAGAAUGAACAAGAACCGGAUCAACAAUGCCUUCUUUCUAAAUGACCAAACUCUGGAAUUUUUAAAAAUCCCUUCCACACUUGCACCACCCAUGGACCCAUCUGUGCCCAUCUGGAUUAUUAUAUUUGGUGUGAUAUUUUGCAUCGUCAUAGUUGCAAUUGUACUACUGAUUUUAUCAGGGAUCUGGCAACGUAGAAGAAAGAACAAAGAACCAUCUGAAGUGGAUGACGCUGAAGAUAAGUGUGAAAACAUGAUCACAAUUGAAAAUGGCAUCCCCUGUGAUCCCCUGGACAUGAAGGGAGGGCAUAUUAAUGAUGCCUUCAUGACAGAGGAUGAGAGGCUCACCCCUCUCUGAAGGGCUGUUGUUCUGCUUCCUCAAGAAAUUAAACAUUUGUUUCUGUA
Symphalangus syndactylus (siamang) is the source of this 746-nucleotide messenger RNA. RefSeq names its product collectrin, amino acid transport regulator (gene CLTRN). Gene Ontology annotation, cellular component: plasma membrane; extracellular exosome. Gene Ontology annotation, biological process: positive regulation of amino acid transport. The record is from RefSeq and is a predicted model, not a curated record. Lineage: Eukaryota; Metazoa; Chordata; Mammalia; Primates; Hylobatidae.